Messenger RNA from Candidozyma auris, 1005 nucleotides. RefSeq lists its product as uncharacterized. NCBI's taxonomy places the organism in Eukaryota, Fungi, Ascomycota, Pichiomycetes, Serinales, Metschnikowiaceae. Bases 1 to 1005 code for a protein of 334 amino acids. The transcript has a single exon. The record is from RefSeq and is a predicted model, not a curated record. Gene Ontology annotation, cellular component: cytoplasm; nucleus.
AUGGCAGACCCCAAAAGGCCAAAGCUCGACUCUUCUGCCAUGAGAAUUUGCACCCAUCUGGGCCUGUUCCACGCCGAUGAGGCCUUGGCCGUGUACAUGUUGAGGCUCUUGCCCAAAUACAAGGAGGCGUCUCUCACGAGACUGAGGAAGCCUGAGGACUGGGAAGCGGCCGACAUUGUGGUCGAUGUUGGUGGGAAGUACGAUGGGGUGAAGUGGUUUGACCACCACCAGAGGGAGUUCAACGAGACGUUUUCCGGGAAGUUUGCCACGAAGCUAUCGAGCGCUGGCUUGAUCUAUAAGCACUUUGGUAAGGACAUCAUCCAAGAGACGCUCAAAAUCCAGAAGCCAGAAACCGUGGACUUGCUCUAUUUGAAAGUAUACAAGGAGUUCAUCGAGGCGGUGGACGCCAAUGACAACGGUAUCAACAAUUACCCAGGUGACGUUGAGAAGAAAUUCAACGACAAGAACUUGGGGUUGCCUGCCAUUGUGAGCCAGUUGAACCCUCGAUGGAACAAUGACCCUAAGGACGAGGACUAUGAUGCUGCUUUCGAGAAAGCCAGCGAGUUGAUGGGCACGUGUUUCUACAAUUUGCUCAAAGGGUAUGGCGAGUCCUGGUUGCCUGCAAGGGACAUUGUGGAGGCAGCUUUCGACAAGAGGUUUGAAACGGACAAAAGCGGUGAGGUGAUUGUGCUAGAGAGGUUUUGCCCUUGGAAAGAGCACUUGUACGCCAUAGAAAAGGAGAAAGACGCCCAGGGUGUCAUCAAAUUUGUGCUCUUCGCAGACCUGAGCUCGAAAUGGCGUAUUUCCACCGUGUCGGUGACAUCCACCAGUUUUGAGUUCCGUUUUGGGCUCCCCGAGCCAUGGCGAGGUGUGAGAGACGAAGAGCUCUCUAAAUUGACUGGAGUGCCUGGCUGUAUCUUCGUGCAUGCUGCAGGUUUCAUUGGUGGGUGUGAAACUCAAGAGGGGGUGCUACAGCUUGCUAGAUUGGCUUUGGAACACAAGUAA